Molecule: messenger RNA, 930 nt
Organism: Tetrahymena thermophila SB210
Lineage: Eukaryota; Ciliophora; Oligohymenophorea; Hymenostomatida; Tetrahymenidae
Exons: 1
Biological process (GO): activation of GTPase activity; nucleocytoplasmic transport
Cellular component (GO): nucleus; perinuclear region of cytoplasm; cytosol
Molecular function (GO): small GTPase binding; GTPase activator activity
Source: RefSeq, a predicted model, not a curated record
AUGUAGUUGUUGGAUUGGUUGCCAAGGCAUAACGGAUUUGGGUAAUGGUUUGGGUAACUGUGCUAGCCUUAUAGCUUUGGAUCUCAAAAUAUUGAGGAAACAAAUACUAAAAAUGAGGGUAUAUCUGGGUUAGCUUCUGGUUUAGCUAACUGCCCUAAUCUUAAAAUUCUAAAACUGAAUAUUGAUGAAAACGAAGUUGAUGAGUAAGGUAUAUCAGGUUUAUGUUCUGGUCUGAGUAAAUGCAAUAAACUUUGUGAUUUGUCUCUUAAGCUUAGAGGCUUAGAUAUUCGAGAUAAAAGUGUAACUAUGUUAGGUUCAUUAUUUCAAAAAAUGCUUAAUCUAACCACUUUAUCAAUUGAUCUAAGUAAUAAUAAUAAUAUUGGAAUUUCAGGAGUUUCUGUUUUAGCAUCUAUGGUUGGUAAAUGCUCUAAACUUAAAAUUUUGGAAUUCAGCCUUAAUAGCAAUAAAAUUGAUGAUGAAGGAGUUUCUAGCAUAAUCUCUGGUUUGAAUAACAGCACAAACUUUGAGAAGUUAAAUUUAUAACUAAUGUCAAAUAAUAUUAGUGAUUCAGGUGCAUUAAAUUUAGCUUAAUUUGCAACUAAGUGCAUUAAUUUAAAAAGUUUAGAACUUUUUUUAGAUAAUAAUGAAAUUGGUAAAGAAGGGAUAUCUGACUUAAGCUGUGGCCUUAGUAAAUGUUUGAAUCUUAAAAUUUUGAUGCUUAAUAUUGACUUUAAAGCUAUUGGAGAAUAAGGUUUGUCUAUUUUAAGCUUUCAUUUGGGUUAAUCAAAGUGUUUAACAAGUUUAACUUUAAUAGAAAGAGGCAGCUAUAAUCAGAUUCCUAUUUGCAUACUUAUGAAAAGUAGAUUAUUAAAGAAGUGCAUUAGGUUAAUCAAAAUUGAAUUUUAAAAUUUAAGAAGAUAUUAUUAUUGA